CCCGUCCUGAUCCGGCCUUUCCGCGGCCACACGGCGGCGGUGACGGGCGUCGCCUUCGAUGCGAACGCGGCGGAGAUGGCGACAACUUUUUGAGCAAACCACAAGGCUGGAGGAGGGGUUUGUCCCGCGGAGAGAGAGGAGGAGGAGGAGGAAGUAAGUGAGGGGAGCGCCGCGGCCGGAGGGGCAGGGGCUGCUCCGUGCCUCCGCUGCCGCCCCCCUCCCCCGCGGUCCCCCUGGAUCUACCGGGCCCACCGCGGAGGGCUGGCUGCAAACUCUGCCGGCGUCCCGAGCCCGAGUGCCUGCAGCCCCAUCCUCCCUGGGGGCGUGGGAGAGCCGGCAGGAGUUCACGGACUCCUCUCUGCCAGCGAGCUCCUUUUAACUAUCUAAGAUGAGGAUUCGCCUGGCGAGAAGAUGGACGUGGAUCCGCAAAAGCUGCAUGUUUCUCGGCUUCUUAAUGAUCGCUUACUUUGUGGUCGAGCUGUCGGUUUCUUCCUUCGGUGUCUCCCUCGCCGGCAAGAGCAUCACUAAAGGGAAAUGGGAGAGGCGCUUUUCUGACGGGGCAGAAAAAGCUGUCGAUUUGGCUCGUCCAGUUUAUGACAAGCCUCCACCUGAUCCUUAUGCUCUAGGAGAAUGGGGUAAACCUUCUCGUCCCCAGCUGAGUCCUGAGGAACAGAAACAGGAGGAAGAGCUGAUUGAGAAGUAUGCAAUAAAUAUUUAUUUAAGUGAUAAAAUUUCUCUCCACCGGCACAUUGAAGAUAAUCGACUGAGUGGUUGUAAAACUAAAUCUUACAACUACAGAAGACUGCCCACAACAUCUGUUAUAAUUGCUUUCUACAAUGAAGCCUGGUCAACACUGCUGCGGACGAUACAUAGUGUUCUUGAAACAUCACCUUCAGUGCUUCUGAAAGAAAUUAUACUGGUGGAUGACCUGAGUGAUAAAGUGUAUUUGAAGGCUGAACUCGAAAAAUACAUAAGCAGUCUGAAAAGAGUUCGCUUGAUAAGAACCAACAAGCGAGAAGGAUUGGUUCGUGCACGCUUGAUUGGCGCUACCUUUGCUACCGGUGAUGUUCUCACAUUCCUAGAUUGUCACUGUGAAUGUGUUUCUGGCUGGCUGGAACCACUGCUCGAGAGGAUUGCUGAGAAUGAGACUGUUAUUGUGUGUCCUGUCAUUGACACCAUUGACUGGAAGACAUUUGAAUACUACAUGCAGACGGCGGAGCCCAUGAUUGGGGGGUUUGACUGGCGGCUGACGUUCCAGUGGCACUCGGUGCCUAAACACGAACGUCUCAGGCGCAAGUCGGAUACCGACCCAAUCAGAUCCCCAACUAUGGCUGGUGGCUUGUUUGCUGUCAGCAAGAAGUAUUUUGAGUACCUGGGAACCUAUGAUACAGGAAUGGAUGUUUGGGGAGGGGAGAACUUAGAAUUAUCAUUUAGGGUUUGGCAGUGUGGAGGCAUGUUGGAAAUUCAUCCGUGCUCCCACGUGGGCCAUGUGUUUCCAAAGCGUGCGCCCUAUGCUAGACCAAAUUUCCUUCAGAACACAGCACGUGCUGCUGAGGUGUGGAUGGAUGAGUUCAAAGAUCACUUUUACAACAGAAAUCCUUCAGCAAGGAAAGAAAACUAUGGAGACAUUUCUGAAAGAAAGAUUCUUAGGGAGCGUUUGAAAUGCAAGAGUUUUCACUGGUAUUUAAAAAAUGUAUUUGCUGAGUUGCACGUACCAGAGGAUCGCCCUGGCUGGCACGGUGCUAUCCGCAGCAGAGGAAUACCUUCAGAGUGCCUUGACUAUGUCUUACAGGAACAUAAUCCUACCGGGUCUCACCUUUCUCUCUUUGGCUGUCAUGGUCAGGGAGGCAACCAAUUUUUUGAAUAUACAUCAAAUCAGGAGAUUAGAUUUAACUCUGUAACUGAGCUAUGCGCUGAAGUCCCUGAGCGCGAAGACUUCAUAGGUAUGAGGAGCUGCCCAAAAGAUGGAUCUCCUGUCCCAGAAAUUAUUAUCUGGCAUUUCAAGGAAGAUGGGACUAUUUAUCAUCCUCAUUCAGGGAAAUGCCUUACUGCUUAUCGUACGGCUGAGGGGCAUGCUGAUGUGCAAAUGAGAACUUGUAAUGCUGGAGAUAAAAAUCAGAUUUGGCAAUUUGAGAAAUAAUCACUGCUGGUAGUAUGAGUUGGAUGGACUGUGAUCUCCCAGCUUUUUCACAUGUGAGCAGAUAGCAAUGUUUGAUCAAAUACCUUGACACGUUUUCACAUCUGUCUGUAGUAGUGUAGAAACUGUCUACUAUGAUGAACUGUAUGGAAAGCAAAAGUAAAUAGUGGGGUUUGGUUUCUAAAACAUGGAUUAGAACAGCAAAUGCCUUUUAUUUUUGUAAAAUUUUGAUCUGUUAUAACUUUCCUCAGUUUUGAUUAUAAAACAAAGGCUUCUGAGCGGACUGAAGAGGGAUUUUUUAAAUCUUAAAACUAUGCAGUAAUCCUGCGAGAUAAUGUUCCAUGUAAACAAAAAAUUUUUACUUACAGAGGUAAAAGUUAAGGUUCUUGCAGUGGUAUUAGCUAUGUUGCAGAUACAUUAUAAAAUAUGUAUCUAACACACUCUAAGUAAUGCUACAGUAGCAUGUGAUUGAAUAGACAUUGAUGUGGAAAGUUGAAUCUAAGCUUUGUAAUGAUCUGCAUUUUUCUGGGAAUGUACACGCUGUUAAGGGUACUAUAUUGUACAGAAGAAUAGGA
Molecule: messenger RNA, 2712 nt
Organism: Passer montanus (Eurasian tree sparrow)
Lineage: Eukaryota; Metazoa; Chordata; Aves; Passeriformes; Passeridae
Gene: GALNT4
Product: polypeptide N-acetylgalactosaminyltransferase 4
Exons: 2
Coding region: 389-2140 (583 amino acids)
Cellular component (GO): Golgi apparatus
Source: RefSeq, a predicted model, not a curated record